UAGCUUCAUCCGAUUUAAGCGACAGAGCGAGAGCAUUCGGGAGAGGAAGAACGAGAGGAGGGUUCUUGUCGGCGGCGGAGGCUUGAGACCAUAACAGCGAUGGCAUCAGCGGCGGCCGGAUCGAGCGCGGCAGUCCCAUUCUGGAGGGCUGCGGGCAUGACGUACAUAACCUACUCCAACAUCUGCGCGUCCCUGGUGCGGAGCUGCCUCAAGGAGCCCUACAAGUCGGAGGCCGCAAGCCGGGAGAAGGUCCACUUCGCCAUCUCCAAGUGGGCCGACGGCAAGCCCGAGAAGCCUACUGUCCGUUCGGAUUCACCUGAAGAAUGAGAGCUGACCAACUGGGGCUCUGACGGCUUGGUGUUGACGGUGGAGCUCUCUCUGUCUCGAUUUUUUAUGCACUUUUAUGAAGCUUAGAUAUGUAAUCUGGCGUGGCUGUUAGCUGAUGAGAUAUUUCCAGCAUGCAGUGAAUAAAUUUUUGAUGUUGGUAGAUAUCGAACCAAUAUUUUUUUGAUGGUUUCUUGGUUUGGUAUGAAUUUAGUUUAUCAUUUCAAAAUUCAAUUUGUCUUCUCUUUA
Messenger RNA from Phoenix dactylifera (date palm), 573 nucleotides. Its product is annotated as ATP synthase subunit epsilon, mitochondrial-like. NCBI's taxonomy places the organism in Eukaryota, Viridiplantae, Streptophyta, Magnoliopsida, Arecales, Arecaceae. Gene Ontology annotation, biological process: proton motive force-driven mitochondrial ATP synthesis. The record is from RefSeq and is a predicted model, not a curated record. Gene Ontology annotation, cellular component: mitochondrial inner membrane. Gene Ontology annotation, molecular function: proton-transporting ATP synthase activity, rotational mechanism.